ACUGGGAGCGGAGAGCCAGCUCUGGCAAACUGUGUGCAGACGCAUUGCCGACCUGCUCCGCUCGACAACUGCACAGCGAAGCCCCCCGCGCCCUGGGGCAGUGGAGACUCGGUACCCGCUCCUCGCCCGUGUGUGGCCCGCCCGGAGCUGCUUCACAGGUUCAGUCCGGACAGCGGGAGAGCGCGACUGAUGUUUCCUCAGAUGUGCUAAACUGCUUGCCCUUGGCUCAGAGCCGGAGCUUGGAGGCAGCGGUUUAACGAAGUCUCUCGUCCGGCGCUGAGUUUGACACGCCGACUGACCCACAGCUCAGCAACUGUUGACCGGAAAGAUAAAAAACGCUGCAAGCUCCCCAGAGAAUAAACAUGAGGUGCCGGUUAAUGCAACUGUUCAGCUUGCUGCUGCUGGUCGAGGCUGCCCUAGCGGGUGGCAAAUCUUACUCGGGACCGUGUAACGGCAGAGACUGCUCGGCGGGAUGUCAGUGCUUCCCUGAGAAAGGAGCGAGAGGCCGUCCGGGAUCUCCAGGAUUGCACGGAGCCCAGGGACCACCGGGCCCACCCGGCCAUCACGGAGUGUCCGGACACAAUGGAGUGAAAGGCGACCGAGGGUUGGAAGGUCGGAUUGGCCAGGCGGGAGACAAGGGACCGAUGGGAGUGCCUGGAUUUGCAGGGAAUGACGGGAUUCCGGGCCACCCAGGACAACAUGGCCCCCGAGGACCACCCGGACGAGAUGGCUGCAAUGGGACCCGGGGAUACGCCGGUAGAAGGGGAACAUCUGGCUUCUCGGGUCAGCCUGGCCGGCCUGGAUCUCACGGGCUGAAGGGCCAGAAAGGUGAACCUCUCCUCGUCACAAUGGAUGGCAAGAGCCACAGGGGCCGUCCUGGUGUUCCAGGCAUUCCCGGUUUUCGGGGUGUAACUGGUCCCUCAGGAGAGAUGGGUCGACAAGGCUCCCCAGGAUACCAAGGGCCGCAGGGACCUCGUGGGCCUCCGGGUGUUCUAGGACCAAAGGGCAACGACGCAGUGGGCUUCCAUGCGGAGAAGGGGGAAAAGGGAGAACCUGGAUUGCCAGGAGAUAAUGGUCCCCAUGCAUCUUACAAUUCACCAACCAUCACCUAUUUGAAUGGAAAGAAGGGAGAAAAGGGAAAGUACGGAAAACCAGGAAUGAAGGGAGAAACAGGAACACCUGCAAUCCAGGGAGAUCCGCGUCAACAGGGCGAGAAGGGAGAGGCGGGAGUGCUGGGGCUACCGGGCCCGAGGGGCACCAGCGGUUCGGAUGGACCCUCAGGCCACGACGGGCCAACGGGGUAUCCAGGGAGACCGGGUAUCUUAGGAGAAACAGGCUGGCCCGGAAUGAAGGGGGAUCGUGGUGAUCAUGGUCUUCCAGGUAGAACCAUAAUUCUCCCCGGAGAUGUUGCAAAAGGUCUGAAGGGCCUGCCUGGUCUAAAAGGAGAUCGAGGAGAGCGAGGAGACACGGGAUACCAGGGCCCCCCUGGAGCCCAGGGUCCUCGUGGUGACACCAGCUACUACCCAGGUAAGGAAGUGGGAAAGUACGGAAAACCAGGAAUGAAGGGAGAAACAGGAACACCUGCAAUCCAGGGAGAUCCGCGUCAACAGGGCGAGAAGGGAGAGGCGGGAGUGCUGGGGCUACCGGGCCCGAGGGGCACCAGCGGUUCGGAUGGACCCUCAGGCCAUGACGGGCCAACGGGGUAUCCAGGGAGACCGGGUAUCUUAGGAGAAACAGGCUGGCCCGGAAUGAAGGGGAAUCGUGGUGAUCAUGGUCUUCCAGGUAGAACCAUAAUUCUCCCCGGAGAUGUUGCAAAAGGUCUGAAGGGCCUGCCUGGUCUAAAAGGAGAUCGAGGAGAGCGAGGAGACACGGGAUACCAGGGCCCCCCUGGAGCCCAGGGUCCUCGUGGUGACACCAGCUACUACCCAGGCCGCCCGGGAUUGCCCGGCACACCGGGAUUCGCCGGACCAAAAGGAUUCCAGGGGGAAGUGGGGUGGCCGGCAGAAGAGCCCGGAUCCAUAGGGUUCCCAGGAGACCCGGGACAGCCAGGCCUACCUGGACCUCCAGGACCAGCGUCCCCUGCAGUGCUUUACGGUGAACAAGGGGAAUCAGGACUACAGGGCUACCCCGGUCAGAGGGGAGCAACUGGAAACAAAGGUGACGAUGGGAUCUGUGCCUGCAUCGCGAGCAGCAGGGGAUCCCCUGGAUUCCAUGGACCAGCUGGACUGCCCGGUUUUCCCGGGGUCCCAGGCGCGGCAGGGCAGCUGGGGGAGGAAGGGCCCAAUGGGCCGAAUGGAGCCCCCGGCCUUCCCGGAGAGGCUGGGACCACUGGAGAUACCGGUCGGAAGGGGCAGAAAGGCGAAUCCAUCUUCGUCCCUACUAUCAACAUCAAAGGUUCUAAAGGCGACGAGGGAGACCAGGGUCAAGGUGGAGCUCCCGGACAGCCAGGGAUCCCGGGACUGAAUGGCAAACGAGGCGAGCAGGGCCGGCAAGGACGUCACGGCGAUGCUCAGAAAGGUUCCCCCGGUGAUCCAGGAUUCCCAGGAAUCCCUGGUCAGAAGGGCUUCCCCGGACCGUCGGGGUUGCCGGGCCUGGGUUUCCGAGGGCCUAACGGCAAACCCGGGCUGCCCGGAGACUUUGGAAUUGACGGUGUCGCAGGAAUCCCAGGAGCUCAAGGCUCACCUGGUGAUCCAGGUGAGUGCGUCGAGGAGCAUGAACCAUCGGCAACAGGCCACAGAGGUUUCCCAACAGGUGUUCGUUGUGGGAGCCCAGGGCUGAAGGGGCAGCAGGGAGCGGCGGGUGCACCAGGAGUGUCAGGUGCCAAAGGGCAGCAGGGAUUACCAGGAGUAUCAAGGAGAGGAUAUCCAGGACAGAAAGGAUUCAUCGGACAGAUGGGACCAGGAAUUCCUGGACCAGCAGGUUUCAUCGGGCCCCGUGGCCAGAAGGGAGUGGCUGGUAGGUCCGGGCGCCCUGCGGAGUCAGGCCUGCAGGGAAGGGACGGAGAGCCAGGCCCACAGGGAGCUAGAGGUUGGCCUGGUGAAGCAACCGGAGCGCUGCCCGGCAUCCAGGGUGAGCCCGGCAACCAGGGGCGGCCUGGAGCCAAAGGAAGUGCUGGAGACGCAGAUGUGCAUGGUCUACAAGGAUUGGACGGAGCUCCGGGAACGCCGGGAACGAAGGGCGAGCGUGGUCAGGCAGGCCUGCCCGGCCCUGCCGGAUUCCCCGGAGCAGAGGGACAGUCCAGGGGUGCAGGGGCAUCGGGACUGCCCGGCUUCCCGGGAGUGCCAGGACCAUCCGGACCCACGGGUCCUCAGGGGUACAUCGGAGGUCGAGGUGACCGUGGGCCCCCAGGUCCCGCUGGGAUGAAGGGAUUGCCUGGAAUUCCCGGCAACUUGGGCAUUCCCGGAGAUAGUGGCUUUCCCGGAGCAGACGCUCCGUUUGGCGUGGACGGGCUGCCAGGACUCGAUGGGCUGAAGGGUGCGAAAGGUUCACUAGGAAUAAGCGGAUUCCCUGGCGGUGAAGGAUAUAAUGGUCGACCUGGAAUCCCAGGACUGAAGGGGGAACCGGGAUUUACCGGACCGAUAGGCUUUCUUGGUCCCACGGGGAACAAAGGGUUUAAAGGUGACCGAGGAGAGAAGGGCCCACCUGGGCCAGCACCACCCAUUGAACCAGCCAUGAUGAUCAAAGUGAAGGGGAACAAAGGCGAUUUUGGUUCCUCCGGCGAUCCUGGCUUCACUGGUCCCAGAGGGAGGAAAGGAAUGCCUGGUUACCCGGGCCAACGGGGUCAACCUGGUUUUCCCGGAAUUCCCGUAUUGGAGAAAGGCAUAAAAGGAUUGCCGGGAUUCCUGGGUGAACCCGGAAGCAAAGGAAUGCCUGGAGCUAAGGGGCCUCCGGGCAUCAGAGGCUUUCCUGGGAUGGAUGGUGAUAAGGGUCUUGUGGGUGUCCCAGGCUUGCCAGGAUCGCUGGGAAAUCGUGGAACCCCUGGAUAUAAAGGUGAAGUGGGCGAAACGAUGAACAUGCCGGGAGUGCCUGGAUACAAGGGUGAAAUAGGGCCAGCAGGGGUCAAAGGCAUGCCCGGUACGACAGGCCUGCCCGGAAUACCCGGACAGCCCGGAGGUCCCGGCAUCGAGGGGAUGAAAGGGAGUCGCGGGAAUCCCGGACAUCCAGUCCAGCAGGGCUCUCCUGGAUCCUCAGGAACUCCGGGUGACAGAGGGCCGCAUGGCCCGCAAGGUUCUGCCGGUUCUGUGGGAUUUCCAGGAUACGGGGGAUACAGAGGGGCAAAAGGAUUACGGGGCCCUGAUGGUUUGCCAGGAUUGAAUGGGUUGAAAGGAUCCAAAGGUCUCGGGGGAUCGCCAGGUGUGCGUGGGAAAGGAGCCGAAGGCCACCCUGGGCAAGAGGGUGAGAAAGGAGAGCAAGGAGUACCCAACACCCAGCCAGGAGAGCCUGGACAACCCGGAGCGCCUGGACCCAGGGGCAACAUCGGUUACCGCGGUGCCGUUGGCUUACGUGGACCCCCAGGACCUCCCGGACCCUUAUUCCCGUCAGACAAGCAAGGGAAACCAGGUGACCCUGGACCACGGGGGUUUGACGGAGCCCAAGGUCAUUCUGGCCUGCCAGGCCCCUCCGGCAGAGCUGCUUUCCCAGGGAUCAGAGGUGACGAAGGAGAUCCAGGAAGAGCUGGACCACUUGGGCCACGUGGACCUGCGGGAGAGGGGGGGCCUCUCGGCCUUCCUGGGAUCGAUGGCAUUCCCGGCAACAAAGGUCAUAAAGGGGACCAGGGCAUGAUGGGGUUCCCUGGGGGUAAGGGCCAACCUGGAGAUCCAGGAGCCACUGGUGUGAAAGGUUAUAUGGGACUUCCAGGUUCAAAGGGAUUUCCAGGUCCUCAGGGCCCAGUCGCUGUUCCUCAACCCUUGGCAGUUUCGGAAGGUCUUCGUGGGCUGCCAGGAGACCCUGGACGCCAUGGAUUUCCUGGAGAUCCUGGUACAAAGGGACUUUAUGGCGAUCAAGGUCCCAAGGGCCCAAAGGGUCAAACAGGAUUGCCCGGCCUGUUCAACUCACCCGGAGUGGCAGGCCCGCACGGUGACCCGGGUUUGAUCGGACGACAGGGUCCACAAGGAUUUCAAGGACCACCGGGAGUGCCGGGAUCGCGUGGGAUGGUGGGAAUGCCGGGCCGCAGCGUCAGCGUAGGAUAUCUCCUGGUCAAGCACAGCCAGGCGGAGCAAGUGCCACCCUGCCCCUUGGGCAUGAACAGGCUCUGGGACGGAUACAGCCUCCUCUACGUGGAAGGACAGGAAAAAUCCCACAACCAGGACCUGGGCCUAGCUGGCUCCUGUAUGCCUCGCUUCAGCACCAUACCCUUCGUCUACUGCAACAUCAACGAAGUGUGCUACUUCGCCAGCAGAAACGACAAGUCGUACUGGCUGUCCACCAACGCUCCCAUCCCCAUGAUGCCCGUGGCCGAUGAAGACAUCAAGCCGUACAUCAGCCGGUGCUCAGUGUGUGAGGCUCCAACCCUCGCUGUGGCCGUCCACAGCCAGGACAUCACCAUCCCCAUGUGCCCGCUGGGCUGGCGCAGCCUCUGGAUCGGUUACUCCUUCCUCAUGCACACGGGCGCGGGCAGCGAGGGUGGCGGCCAGUCACUGGUCUCUCCCGGCAGCUGCCUGGAGGAUUUCCGCACCACCCCCUUCGUGGAGUGUAACGGCGCGCGGGGCACCUGCCACUACUUUGCCAACAAGCAGAGCUUCUGGCUGUCCACCAUCGACCCCGAGCAGCAGUUCGAGGAGCACCCGGCCUCUGAAACGCUGAAGGCCGGGCAGCUCCUGACGCGGGUGGGCCGCUGCCAGGUCUGCAUGAAGAACUUGUAACCACGCCAUCGGACCACCACUCCCGGCUGCCCAUCUCCACGCCGAGACAGGAAACACUCCGUCCAGUUGCCCUUGGGUUUUCCGGGUCACUCCCCUCACCAAGCCCUGACUGAGUGGCGCUCCUCAAGGUGGGCCCUGCUUGCUAUCGCCUAAUGCCCUGCUUGCUGGACCCAAACACUAUUCUCUGACCCAACACAGCUCAAUAUCCACGGGCUGCCUGCCGACAAUGGCCUUGACGCUCUGCACCCCAUUCCCGCCUGACACCCAGAACCUGGGGCCACGUCCCACCCUCCCUAGUAACCUCACCCCCCCCAUCCCACCUGAGGCUCCUCGCCCUGACUGCGGGAGUUCCGCAGUGUCACUGGAGGGGAGGCUCACACCAAGGGAGUGCUGCCCAUUGCAAUGAGGAGUUGGUGGUGAUGGAGACCGAUCUUGGGGAUAUUCUGCCGUUGUGAUGAGUUGUGUCUCUGCCCAGGGAAUCUGCCCUCCCAUGCAUCAACCUACAGUAACAUUAGGAGGUUUUCCUUUGCUCGAAGAUAGACACAAAUUGCUGGGAUAACUCAGUGAGUCAUGCAGCGUGUUUUUUGGAGAAAAGGAAUAGGUAAUGUUGUUUCAGAUCGAGACUCUUCUUCAGACACAUCAAUCUGAACCCAAAACGUCACCCAUUCCAUUUCCCCAGAGAUGCUGCCCUACCCACUGAGUUACCCCAGCAGUCUGUGUAUAUCUUCAGUGUAAACCAGCAUCUGCAGUUCCUUCCGACACUUCUUCCUUUGCUGUAUGUAGGAACCUGAUGUCUUGUCACUUGGCUGCUAAUUUUGUUGGCUUGUUGGGUCCUGACAGGCUCCCCCAAGGAGGGAAAAGGCGCUAUAUAAAUUCAAGGCUUGUUUCCUUGUUCCUGAGAAAAAGAAACGGAAUUGUGGGACCUUGUGGGUGGCUUGUGGGAAAAAGAGCUCUGGUCUGAGACUCAGCACAGGACACACGGUUACUGACAUAUUUUACCAGGUAGAUGGAUGCAGCCAGAAUCUCCAGACAAAUACUCAAAGUGCUGGAGUAACUCAGCGGGUCAUGUCGCCUAGUUCCACGGCCUCCUGACCCGCUGAGCUACUCCACCGUUUUGUGUCUUCUCCGUAACCACACCUAUCCAUCUUCUCCAGAGAUGCUGCCUGACCUGCUGAAUUACUCCAGCACUUUGUGCCUUUUCUUUGUAAACCAGUAUCUGCAGUUCCAAACUUUCCCCAACUGGGACUGGGACUGGCCCUGGCCAGGAACACGACUCUAUCAAAGGUUUAUCCGUGAGGGUUCGUUGGGUCCCAACGGGUUGAUCGAAGGAGGAUAAAGGUGAACCCUGGCAUUAUAAACAGGGGUCCCACGUAUAUAACAGCAAAUAUUUAAAUGCUUCAAUAAAGACAAUCAGAGCUUUUUAGCAAUAAC
Molecule: messenger RNA, 7292 nt
Organism: Amblyraja radiata (thorny skate)
Lineage: Eukaryota; Metazoa; Chordata; Chondrichthyes; Rajiformes; Rajidae
Product: collagen alpha-2(IV) chain-like
Exons: 54
Coding region: 363-5861 (1832 amino acids)
Cellular component (GO): collagen trimer
Molecular function (GO): extracellular matrix structural constituent
Source: RefSeq, a predicted model, not a curated record